This is a messenger RNA of Komagataella phaffii GS115, 1032 nucleotides long. RefSeq names its product Nuclear SAM-dependent mono-and asymmetric arginine dimethylating methyltransferase. The transcript has a single exon. The record is from RefSeq and is a predicted model, not a curated record. Gene Ontology annotation, cellular component: nucleus. Gene Ontology annotation, molecular function: protein-arginine N-methyltransferase activity. Gene Ontology annotation, biological process: peptidyl-arginine methylation. Lineage: Eukaryota; Fungi; Ascomycota; Pichiomycetes; Pichiales; Pichiaceae. The coding region runs from base 1 to 1032 and encodes 343 amino acids.
AUGAGCUCCCAUAAGGAUUAUGCCACAGACAAGAAGAGUCUGCCAUUCAGUGAGCAGCACUAUUUCUCCUCUUACGACCAUUUUGGAAUCCAUGAGGAGAUGUUGAAGGACCAGGUCCGCACAAUUAGCUACAGAUCUGCCAUUCUCAAGAACAAGGCCAACUUCAAAGAUAAGAUAGUAUUGGAUGUUGGAUGCGGGACAGGAAUCCUUUCCAUGUUUGCUGCAAGAGCUGGUGCUAAGCAUGUGAUUGCGGUUGAUAUGUCUAAUAUUGCUGACAUGGCUGAGAAGAUUGUGGAAUUGAACGGAUUCAGCGACAAGAUCACCGUAUUGAAGGGAAAGCUGGAAGACGUAGAACUACCGUAUCCAGAAGUGGAUAUCAUCAUCAGUGAAUGGAUGGGUUACUUUUUACUUUAUGAGUCCAUGCUGGACACUGUUUUGGUUGCAAGAGACAAGUACUUGAAGGAAGGGGGCCUUAUCUUUCCCGAUAAAGCCUCAAUUCAUGUGGCAGCCAUUGAGGAUGGAAAUUAUAAGAAUGACAAGAUCCACUACUGGGAAAACGUUUACGGAUUUGACUACAGUCCAUUCAUUGAAAUUGCUAUGUCUGAACCCCUUGUGGACACUGUUGAAAAUGGAUCUGUAGUUACCACAUCAUCCAAAUUGAUUGAGUUUGAUCUAAACACGGUCACUUUGGAGGACCUUGCUUUCCAUAGAGAUUUCAGUAUUACUGCUACUCGAGACGAAUUAGUGCAUGCGUACAUCGCUUGGUUUGAUAUCGAGUUUCCCGGGGACACCGAGAAAGUUGUCUUUUCCACCGGACCUCAUGCACACUACACCCAUUGGAAACAAACCGUAUUUUACAUGAACCAGGUGCUGGAUGUUAAGAGAGGAGAGACUAUCACUGGAUCCAUGGCUUCGCGUCCAAAUGUCUCCAAUCCAAGGGAACUGGACAUCGAGUUGCAAUGGGAUUUCCAAGGGUUGGGAGCAUCUGACCCUAGAGCAAAGCAUGGGAAGUAUAACUACUUCUUACGCUAG